UCGUGUGAAGUGCACCGCCACCGCGUGCGUCCCUGCAUCUCCUCCUACCCCGCAAAGAUUCCAUUCUAGCUUCCAGCCCUUCCCAGCACAAGAAUCUCUCUUGAGUUUUUGUUUUAAAUUACAUGAUAUAGACACAGAACGUUCACGUCAGAGAUGCAGUGCAGGCGAUACAUCAUGUAUCGUAAAAAAAUAGCAUUGUUAAAUUCUUAAGUAAUUUCAGAAAAAUACAAGCUGGUACCUGGAGAAAUUUCUUCCAGUGUUCUGGCUCCCUUGCUGGUGUCUCGAGAAGCCCUGUGUGCAAUAUUCUCUGGAGAUUGGAGUCCACUAACUUCACCACCCCGCACGCACUCUAUCUGUAUAUAGCUGCCACCAAGUCGUCCAUGGGUUGUGUACUCCACAGCUAGCUUCUUCCAUUUCACAACUAACCCCAAUAAGCAGCGAGCUAGGAGAGUCGUCGUCGAGGUCGUCGUCGGCAACUAACAUGGCGUCGUCCGGGACGAUGCCACUGGCGUACCAGACGACGGCGGCGUCGCCCGACUGGCUGAACAAGGGCGACAACGCGUGGCAGCUGACGGCGGCGACGCUGGUGGGGCUGCAGAGCUUCCCUGGCCUGGUGGUGCUCUACGGCGGCGUGGUGAAGAAGAAGUGGGCCGUGAACUCCGCCUUCAUGGCGCUCUACGCGUUCGCCGCCGUGUGGAUCUGCUGGGUGACCUGGGCCUACAACAUGUCCUUCGGCGACAAGCUUCUGCCGCUGUGGGGCAAGGCGCGGCCGGCGCUGAACCAGGGCUACCUCAUCGGGCAAGCCGACCUCCCCGCGACGGUGCACUACUUCGCCAACGGGAGCACCAUCGAGACCGCCGCCGCGGAGCCGCUGUACCCGAUGGCGACGGUGGUGUACUUCCAGUGCGUGUUCGCGGCCAUCACGCUGAUCCUCGUCGCCGGUUCGCUGCUGGGGCGGAUGAGCUUCGCGGCGUGGAUGCUGUUCGUGCCGCUCUGGCUCACCUUCUCCUACACCGUCGGCGCCUUCUCCGUGUGGGGCGGCGGGUUCCUCUUCCAGUGGGGCGUCAUCGACUACUGCGGCGGCUACGUCAUCCACCUCUCCGCCGGGUUCGCCGGCUUCACGGCGGCGUACUGGGUGGGGCCACGGGCGCAGAAGGACAGGGAGAGGUUCCCGCCCAACAACAUCCUGUUCACGCUCACCGGCGCCGGUUUGCUGUGGAUGGGGUGGGCUGGGUUCAACGGCGGCGGGCCGUACGCCGCCAACGUGGUGGCGUCCAUGUCGGUGCUCAACACCAACAUCUGCACCGCCAUGAGCCUCAUCGUCUGGACCUGCCUCGACGUCAUCUUCUUCAAGAAACCAUCCGUCGUGGGCGCCGUCCAGGGCAUGAUCACCGGACUCGUCUGCAUCACGCCCGCCGCAGGGGUGGUGCAGGGUUGGGCAGCCAUAGUGAUGGGCGUGCUGGCCGGCAGCGUCCCCUGGUACACGAUGAUGAUCCUGCACAAGCGGUCUCGGCUGCUGAAGCACGUGGACGACACGCUGGGCGUCAUCCACACGCACGGCGUGGCGGGGCUCCUGGGCGGCAUCCUCACGGGGCUCCUCGCCGACCCUACCCUGUGCGCGCUCUUCCUGCCGGUCACCAACUCCCGGGGCGCCUUCUACGGCCGCGCCGCCGGCGGCGCGCAGCUCGGGAAGCAGCUAGCGGGCGCGCUCUUCAUCAUCGGAUGGAACGUGGUCGUCACCUCCAUCAUCUGCGUCGCCAUCAACGCCGUCGUCCCGCUCCGCAUGACCGAGGACAAGCUCGAGGUCGGCGACGACGCCGUCCAUGGCGAGGAGGCGUACGCGCUCUGGGGCGACGGCGAGGUCUACGACGUCACCGAACACGGCCCGCGCGGCGCCGCCGCCGUCGCGCCCGUGUCCACGACCCCGAAUUGAACUAGUAGUUAGUACACUAGCUGUGCAUUGUUAAUGUUGCUCGAUCGACGACGACCAUGUAUAUUGCUCCAUCAAUCCAUCCAUCCAUGCAUGCAUGCAUUGUGUUGAUGACCAUCCGUGACUAGGCAUUGUUUGUUCGUUAAGUUGUUCUUCAUCUUCUUCUGAAUCAAUUAAACGUUGGCUUGUGCAUGUAAAAUACGUACGUUCCUUUUUCCUCCUUGUAAUACUUACUACAGAUGAGAGACA
This is a messenger RNA of Sorghum bicolor (sorghum), 2179 nucleotides long. Its product is annotated as ammonium transporter 3 member 2. The transcript has 3 exons. The record is from RefSeq and is a predicted model, not a curated record. Gene Ontology annotation, molecular function: ammonium channel activity. Bases 482 to 1933 code for a protein of 483 amino acids. Gene Ontology annotation, biological process: ammonium transmembrane transport. Lineage: Eukaryota; Viridiplantae; Streptophyta; Magnoliopsida; Poales; Poaceae. Gene Ontology annotation, cellular component: plasma membrane.